Messenger RNA from Myxocyprinus asiaticus (Chinese sucker), 1389 nucleotides. RefSeq lists its product as uncharacterized. Lineage: Eukaryota; Metazoa; Chordata; Actinopteri; Cypriniformes; Catostomidae. Bases 67 to 603 code for a protein of 178 amino acids. The record is from RefSeq and is a predicted model, not a curated record. The transcript is spliced from 2 exons.
GUUUCAACCCCCAAUGACGACGCACAACUGUCGCACCAGAUGCAGAGAUAAACCUUGGUCGCACAAAUGACCAAACGAAGAGCAGAAAACAUUUUGCCCCCUGAAAUUCCUCAUAAAGUAUGUUUUCGUUCCCUUUCCAGCAUCGACAAUGCGGUCGGAGGAGUGAAUAUGGUUCGAAACGCAAAUGCAUCAUUUUUAUCAUUCAUUGGACAGCGGAGCAGAAAAAGGCCACACUUUACCGAGGACCAAGACUCACUGGAUACAGAUAACUUGCCGAGAAAAGUGCCUGCAAACACAGUUAAUACAGUGCUGGCAGAUGAGAACACAUCCAAGUCUAGAACAUUCGAGCAUCCUGGCCGAGCUGUCGCGCGGCAGUCAUUAUGCGCGCUGGAUGUCGAGUCUAAUAAAAAGCCAGAGGAAAAGAAUAAACACACUGCAGUAGACAAGGUAAUGCGCACAGAUGAGGACCUCUCUGCUUUCAAUUCCUUCCAGUUCUGGCGGGUUCCACUACCUGAGCUGGAUCUUUCUGUCCUGGAGACUGAAUCCUCAGAUGGGCCCAAUGCAACCUUUUCUGCCAAAGCCUUGGAAGCGAUGGAAACCUGAGAAGAUUGCCAAUGCACAAUAACUUGUUUAUUCAUGAUCAGAUGUUGUGUAGGUGUUAUGACCUGACCUUGCUUGACGUGCACAAUCAUUGGCUUUUGAUUAGGUGAUUAAACCCAAGUCUGCACUGGAUAUGUGUCUGUGCACAAAGCCUUCUACUGUGUACUGUGUGGAGACUUCCAGCAGAAGGAUUCAUUUUAAAACAUGGGAACACACAAAGGCCACAUAUUUCACUCUCACAGAUUUCAAGUGUUAAGAAGUGUGAAAGCAUGUAGUAAUUGUGCAUAUUGGUCUGAUCAUGUUUUUAUUUUGUCAGUAGCUCUGUAAGCAGGUGUAUGAGGAGUUUUUUUUUAUUUUUUAUUUUUUUAUUACACAAAGCCUUUAGUAGCUUGGACUAGGCUGGCUUUCUCUGGGUAAGCAUGGUCUUGUUUAUGGUGUUCAGUAGGUAUAAGCCACUUAUUUCUUCACGGUUAAAAAUAUUUUUUGGUUAUAAACUUUAGAGCUUUGCUCCUUUUCUCUGAGCAACGGUUACAGUUUGUAAAACAAGCAGCUACAAUUUGUAAAAUGGAUAUUUGUGGGUUUUUGUGUCUGUGGGCUUCAGAACUUUGGGGGAACCAGUGUAUGUUGUAGUUUUUCGAAACUGCACGCUGAUGUUUUUGAAAUUGCUGAGGAUCAAUAAAAAUGUGUUUUAUUGUUUUUUGUUUUUUUAUAUGAUAUUUGCUUGCAUUGUCUUUUUAUGGCUUUGCUACACAGGUGAUAACCUUAUUUUGACUACUUUUUUCAAUUAAA